Molecule: messenger RNA, 510 nt
Organism: Penicillium soppii
Lineage: Eukaryota; Fungi; Ascomycota; Eurotiomycetes; Eurotiales; Aspergillaceae
Exons: 3
Coding region: 1-510 (169 amino acids)
Source: RefSeq, a predicted model, not a curated record
AUGGCUUUCUCCCUUCCUUAUUAUCGGGAUGCUGGUCAAUUACCAGGGCCUCUUCCUGACCAAAACGAGAUUGAACAGGCAACACAAACCCUCCCCAAGAGAUCAGAUCACGGUGGGCGCCUGGUUGUAAUCAGAGACAAAUAUGUAGUGAAACAUAGCCCGCUUGUGACCAAAAUUGAGGCAUAUACUUUACAUUUUGUGGAAAACCAGCUCAACAUCGCAGCGCCACGACUUUACACCAUGUACCGCGAUCAGGACACCUGGAUGGAGUGGCUUUCGCUCACCGAGGCAAUUAAAUAUUCGAUUGCUGGACAAUUGCGAUGCAUCUAUGAUAGGACGAGAGCGCUGCCAUCGCCCAGCUUAUACUGCAGUGUCGACCGAGGACCCGUUCCCCAUAGGGAUCACUUUCUGUUGAUUGACGACUGGCCGGUAUAUGUUGAUAAGAUUAUCGAUCCUUUGUCGCUGGAGGGUGCCAUGAUGCGGGUUGUGCUUGGUAAUCUGGAUUUCUAA